Leptomonas pyrrhocoris is the source of this 2812-nucleotide messenger RNA. RefSeq lists its product as hypothetical. The transcript has a single exon. Bases 683 to 2812 code for a protein of 709 amino acids. The record is from RefSeq and is a predicted model, not a curated record. NCBI's taxonomy places the organism in Eukaryota, Euglenozoa, Kinetoplastea, Trypanosomatida, Trypanosomatidae.
AGGCUCCAUCGUGUUGCGUCGCCUCACACACGUAUUCUCUGGCUUUUCCGUACCACUGUAGAAGUACACCUCCUUCGAUACCGUUACAUAUAUAUAUAUAUAUAUAUACGUCUAUGCAGACGACAAGCCCGCCCUUUGCCCUCACCUCACUACGGAAGACAGUCCGACUCCUUCACCUUCUUUUCUCGCACCCAUCUUUGAGCCUCGGAUGGAUGUGCUGCUGCAGGUGGUGCAGCCACGAUCUCCCACCCCAACCAAAGCGGUACGUGCCUGCUCCGACGGAAUUCGAAGCUUCACGGCCAGUGCAGCAGCGCAUAAACCCACGAACGUGAGAGAGGGGCAGGCAGCAUGCGGUCCUCAUGGGACGGCAGUGCCGUUCUGCGUUGGAUGCCUGCAGUUCUCCCAGCCGUCGGGCGUAACGAAAAGCGACAACGAUGAUGAUGCGGAACAGCAGCGAAUUGGUUGGUGCGUGUCGAUACUCCGGACUGAGGGCGCCACUCAGUCAGCCAACGGGAAGCAGUCAGUGGAUGAAAGCUCCCACCCCGACACAUCCGUAUUAACAGACCCAGGCCGUGCAACAGAUGGCGCCGCUGUUUCCGCUCGUUGUGGCUUAAGUGUUUUACGUCUCAUGGUGUGCACUGAGUCUGGAGCACCGUUACUACGCCCAGCACCCGCAGACCAAAUGAACGCUCUUCACGCAACACUGUGCCACACGAUGCGUCAGCUGAUCUCGCGCCUGCACGUCUGUAACAGGAGUAGUGCCAUGUUUGAGCGGGAGAAGGUUGAACAUCCGCUUGCAUCGACGGUUUUCUUCUGCGGGAGCAGCGUCCACACGCGCAAGGACGCACUGUACCUUACCGCGCUGCACCGCCUUCUCGUAGAGUGCGUGCUCAACGCCCACGCUCACGCGGCGAAUGCAGCAGCGGAAACCGCCACGACUGCCGACGUGUCGUUGGUCACCUACUACGAACUUUGGGGCAUGGGAGACGUGCUGGCGCCGGAGACACGCGUGUUUGACCGCCAACACGGUGUGACAUGGCUCCCCCUGUCACCAUCAUCUUUGCAUACGAAUCAGUCCCAAGGUGAGGCGCAAGGGAUGGCGGGGGCACGUACUCGUCAAGACACUCCACCAAGUACGAAGGAGACGGCGCAACGCGUUCAGAGUCAGCUGCGCGUGUGGUUUCAGCGCAUUGACGACGCCGCUGCUGUCUGGCCGCAGUCGUCCUCUCCUUCACCCUCCGCGUUGCCCCUCACGGCAGCGGACAAGCUGCAUUAUUUGGAUAGCAACGCCGUUGUGUGCACGCUUCGCUUUCGUGGUGUAGCGGCGCGUCUCUCUUGCUCCUCCUCCGCGUCCGGAGUCCAUCCAAGAAGCGACGGUGGCGUAGCCUAUCUUUCGCUAGUGCUUCUGCCUGAGAACAGCGUUUCGUUGUCAUCCUCCACCCAUCGCGGAAGUGCAGCGUUGUGGCGUGAGGUGGAAGCCCUCAGUGAAUUCAUGCAGUCCCUUCCAGACGCCGUCCCUCCAGCGCUGCAUCGACACUCAUGUCAUGAAAUGAAGUCUUUUGCCGCAACCAGCAGGGCGACGCUGCGUGCCGCGGCGGUGCGUCGCAGCCGGUGGCUGACGACGCUGGCGCAGCUGCAAUCAUCGACGAACAGCGAUGCGACGGCAGCCGCACAGCUUCGUUUUGCACGCACGUCGACCCCCACCUCCUUCUCAUGGGUGGGUUGUGUGUCAGCUGACUGGGCAGACCACCUUGCGACACGCACCACGCUCUCCUUUCUCGCGCGGCUGAAGCCGCUUACGCCAACGUCGUCGACGGCACGGCGGCUGCGCCGACACGGCACAGCGUCCAGCAGCGCAGCCAACACGCCACCGUUGACGCGGGACAUGCAGGAUAGCAACACUCGUGAAGACACGGAUAAGCUCCGUCAAAAACGUGAGGCGCUGCUCUCCUCGCCCUCCUCCGACUCCUUCCUGUUGAGCAGCGAACUUUAUUCUCCACGGCCGAGCGCACACGCACCGCAGCCUCACGUACGGCAUGUUUCACAGAAGAACAGCGUCAUGCGCGGCAGAGCAGAAGACACGUCACCGUCGCCGCUUGAUGGACACACAAGCGCUUCUUCCGGGAGUGCGUCGGAAGCUACGGGUUCCGGUGCAGGGCAAGCUGCCGAAGGCAAGAGCACCAGCACCGGCGCCCCUCCGAUGACGGAACCUGCUGCCCCGCAAGACUCUUCUCUGCAGUCGGCAAGUCCUGCCAAGGAGCUAGCGGCACUUGUCGCGUCUUUGCAGCUCUACGCGUCGACGUUGGAGGUAGAGGUGAGGCGACUACGUGGCCGCCUCGCUUGCUAUGCAGCGGCGGAGGCCAGCGCGCCGCCAAACGACGAGAGCACCAUGACAACAUCGACUGCCGACCAACCGCUCCGCCUGCAACGGGAAGGGUGGUUCUUUCCAGCUGGGCCUACGCCCACUGCAAACGCUGACAACUUUUCCCCUCCUCCAUCGCUGCCUCCGUUGGUGGAGUCAGCCGCCACGCACCUCCGCUCGGAUCAGGACUUCCCGGCGACGCUGCAACCGAAGUUGGACGCUCUUCUUCGCCGUGUGGCCGAGGCGCAAUGUGCGGUGCCACCCCAUCCCGGCUUGGCCUCUCCCACAACAGCAUCAGCACACCGCAACGCUCACCACCUCGAAGAGUUGCAGCUGAAGGUGGCGCUUUACGAGCAUCGGCUGGCCCUCGUGGAUUACUACGUGACGCCAACGCUGACGCGGUGCGCUGAUGAGAUCGACCAAUGCUUGCAGCCGCGCAUUGAAAAGUAG